Messenger RNA from Arabidopsis thaliana (thale cress), 1057 nucleotides. Its product is annotated as PITH domain protein (DUF1000). Gene Ontology annotation, cellular component: cytoplasm. Lineage: Eukaryota; Viridiplantae; Streptophyta; Magnoliopsida; Brassicales; Brassicaceae. The transcript is spliced from 8 exons. Bases 78 to 608 code for a protein of 176 amino acids. The record is from RefSeq and is marked reviewed.
GGAGAGUCUAAUUAUUUUCUUCCACUUUCUCGAUCUUUGAGAUUUCUUUCAAAGGAAGAAAAAAAAAAAAACUCGCGAUGUCCGCCGAAUCAGCUAGCCAAAUUCCUAAGGGACAGGUUGAUCUACUAGAUUUUAUUGACUGGUCUGGUGUUGAAUGUCUUAACCAAAGCUCAAGUCACUCUUUGCCCAAUGCUCUCAAGCAGGGAUAUAGAGAAGAUGAAGGUUUAAACUUAGAGAGUGAUGCUGAUGAACAACUUCUCAUCUAUAUUCCUUUUAACCAAGUUAUCAAACUACAUUCCUUUGCUAUCAAAGGCCCUGAAGAGGAAGGUCCUAAAACUGUAAAGUUUUUCUCAAACAAAGAGCACAUGUGCUUCAGCAAUGUCAAUGAUUUUCCUCCAAGCGACACCGCUGAACUAACUGAAGAAAACCUUAAGGGAAAACCGGUGGUCCUAAAGUACGUAAAGUUUCAGAAUGUUCGUAGCUUGACGAUCUUCAUCGAAGCCAACCAAUCAGGUUCUGAGGUCACCAAGGUUCAGAAGAUUGCUCUCUAUGGCUCAACGGUGGAGACGACUGAUAUGAAGGGAUUGAAAAAGAUUGAAGAUCACUGAGCAUACAAAAGUGUUUUAAUCAUAUGAUCGUAUAUCAGUUUGAUUUCUAGUGUUCUAUUGCGUUUCAUCGUUUGUUUUUUACUUACUUUUUUUUGAAUUAAAAUAGACCAGAACUUGUGAUUGCCUAUUCGCAGGAAUUCGAAACGAAGGAUAAGUCAAUUUGAAAAUCAUCUUGCAAUUCUUAACAGUUUGGGCAGGACUCAACUUUUAUCUUUGUGUGUUCAUAUUCUUGAGGGGGAAAAGGGCGUUUAUUUAUGAGGCAGUUAUUACACAAGUAAAAUAUGAAUAAUGAUAGAACUAGGCAUCAAAUAGUUAUUAGUCUUAAACUCUUAAUUAAACAUAGAUCCAAUAUGAAAUCUUGAUUUAUAAUAACUAUUAGAAAUUUGGAAUUAGGAUUAAAAAUCUUACUGAGCAUUUUUAUUGGGAUUAUUUUCUUUCUUUGUCUGAAA